UUUAUCGUUACAGCACUAAUUUACCCAUAAUUUAUUUUUACAGCAAUGGAUUUUGUUCUUCCAAAUGGUGUGUUGUCUUCUGAGAUUGUUCAGCAUCCUGGACCCUCCUCAGAAGCCAUAAACAGUGUUUGUUUUGAAGAAGAAGGAGGAGACGAGAAUGCUGAAAACAUCUCAUCAGGGAAAAAAACAGCAAAAUCCAUUAAAAGAAGAAUUGCAAAAUUUUUCCGUACAAUAGGGAAGAAGAUCAAGAGCCCUUUUGUUCACUGCUUCGGUAGGAACAAAGUGGUAUCUUUCGUACCCUCCCCAGAGCUGAAUCCGGGGAAGGCCAGUGAUGAUCUGGUCAAAUCAGAGAUGAAGUCCAGUUCCGGGAUGAAGGCUGAUGAUGAUAUUUCUCAUCCCGUGGCAAAGGCAGACUAUGAUCUGCUGAAUACUACAAAGCCUGAGGAUGUAUCGUCUGCCCCCCAGCAUUACACUGGCACUUCUUCCGUCAGUAUUCCUCAGUUUGUCAUCCCGAGGGCAGAUACCAGUCUGCAUAUUGUGGAUUUUAGCGAAGACGAUUCAGUCGAUACUGUGCUGAAUGCUCGCACCAAUCCUGCCAAUCCCAAGCCAAAGAAGCCAACCUCAUCUACUAGCGAUGAGGUGCUUGGGGCGAUUGGCUUUACCAGCAGGAUGUACCCAAAAAGCCACGAAUCUGAUGACAAACGGGGUUUCAUUAAUCCAUGUGAACCCAAGGAGAAGACGGACACCAACCCUGCGAAUCCCAAGCCAAAGAAGCCAACCUCAUCUACUAGCGAUGAGAUGCUUGGGACGAGUGGCUUUACCAGCAGGAUGUACCCAAAAAGCCAUGAAUCUGAUGGCAAACAGGGUUUCAUUAAUCCAUGUGAACCCAAGGAGAAGACGGACACCAUCCCUGGCAAUCCCAAGCCAAAGAAGCUAACCUCAUCUACUAGCGAUGAGAUGCUUGGGACGAGUGGCUUUACCAGCAGGAUGUACCCAAAAAGCCAUGAAUCUGAUGGCAAACAGGGUUUCAUUAAUCCAUGUGAACCCAAGGAGAAGACGGACACCAACCCUGCGAAUCCCAAGCCAAAGAAGCCAACCUCAUCUACUAGCGAUGAGAUGCUUGGGGCGAUUGGCUUUACCAGCAAGGUGUACCAAGAAAGAGAAGACUCCGAUGGCAAACAGGUCGCCAUAAAGCAAGUUUGGGAAUGGAAACAUAAUCCUUACACUGAUAUUAAGGUUAACAACAAUUCAAAUGAUGCCAAUUUUAAGACUGGCACCAUUCCCAAGACAAAGGGUUUUAUUAAUCCAUAUGAACUUAAGGAGAAGAUGGACGCCAACCCUGCCAAACCCAAGCCAAAGAAGCCAACCUCAUCUACUAGCGAUGAGGUGGUUGGGGCGAUUGGCUUUACCAGCAAGGUGUACCAAGAAAGAGAAGACUCCGAUGGCAAACAGGUCAACAUCAAGCAAGUUUCAAAAUGGACCCGUAACCCUUGCAUUAAUAUUAAGGCUGACAAUAAUCCAGGCAAUGCCAAAUUAAAGACUGGCACCAUUCCCAAGGCAAAGGCUGGCACCGUUGUUGGCAAUCCAGUUCGAAAACCUAUUGCUAUUCCCUGUGGUAUCAUGGUGAAGGCAGACCCCAAACCUGCCAUCCCCAAAAAGACGGCUGUUUUUCAUGAGCGUGAUAAGAAGGUGAAGGCAGACCCCAAACCUGCCAUCCCCAAAAAACCGGCUGUUUUUCAUAAUCGUGAUAAGAAGGUGAAGGCAGACCCCAAACCUGCCAUCCCCAAAAAGACGGCUGUUUUUCAUGAGCGUGAUAAGAAGGUGAAGGCAGUAACCAAACCUGCCAUUCCAAAGAAGACAGCUGAUACCGAGGUGAAAGCAUAUAGCGAGGAGAUCAAUGCGGCACACAGAACCUUGUGUGAUGAUUAUUGUAUUGAUACAGAUAAUCCGCUUGGUAAAGGUAGCUUUGGCGCUGUGUUUCCGGGGACCAGUAAAGCCGAUGGCAAACCGGUUGCUAUCAAGUUUGUGAAACGAAGGCAACCAAACCGUUACUUUAUCAUGCCUGGAUCUGGAAUGGUUCUCACAGAACUAGUAGUGUUGCACACAUUAAAGGAGGAUCCAAACCCUCAUGUGAUCAAACUUUAUGACAGCUAUGAGGAUCCGGAUUACUUCAUACUCGUCAUGGAGCGGCCUGAUCCUUGCAUGACCUUGAAUGAGUUUAUUAAACUUCAACGAGGUCUGCUGGAAUCAACAGCACGCAUCCUAAUGCGUCAGGCAGUCAUGGCUGUAAAACAUUGCUUUAAGCAUGAGACUUUUCAUACUGACCUCCACGCUGGCAACUUCCUCGUGGAUAAAAACAACAUGCUGCUGAAGCUGAUCGACUUUGGGUGCUGUGACCGAUUAAGAGACACGGCCUAUGCAUAUGAAGAGUAUUUGGGGGCACCGGCUUAUCGGCCACCUGAGGUCCGCAACAGGGGCAGAUACCACGCCAUGUCAAGCAGUGUCUGGUCUCUGGGAACUCUGCUCUAUUAUAUGGUUAAUGUAAACUUGCCCUUUCCCAAAUAUGGGCCAGUAACUGAAGGCACGAUAAACCACGAAAACGACUAUUUGACAAAGCGAAAAAACCCAUCAAAAUCCAUUUAAAGAAAAAUUACAACAUUUUUCCAGACAUUGGGGAAGAAGAUAAAGAGCCCCUUUUGUUCACUGCUUCGGUAGGAACAAAGUGGUACCUUUCGUACCCUCCCCAGAGCUGAAACCGGGGAAUCCGGGAAGGCCAAUGAUGAUCUGGACAAUUCAGAGAUGAAGACCAGUUCCGGGAUGAAGGCUGAUGAUGAUAUUUCUCAUCCCGUGGCAAAGGCAGACUAUGAUCUGCUGAAUACUACAAAGCCUGAGGAUGUAUCGUCCGCCCCCCAGCAUUACACUGGCACUUCUUCCGUCAGUAUUCCUCAGUUUGUCAUCCUGAGGGCAGAUACCAGUCUGCAUAUUGUGGAUUUUAGCGAAGACGAUUCAGUCGAUACUGUGCUGAAUGCUCGCACCAAUCCUGCCAAUCCCAAGCCAAAGAAGCCAACCUCAUCUACUAGC
This is a messenger RNA of Misgurnus anguillicaudatus (oriental weatherfish), 3081 nucleotides long. Lineage: Eukaryota; Metazoa; Chordata; Actinopteri; Cypriniformes; Cobitidae. The record is from RefSeq and is a predicted model, not a curated record.